AAAUGAAGAGAUAAGAUUGUGUGCAGCUAUUGAUAUAAAACAGAGGGGGAAAUACACAAAGUAUGUUGAUUUGUUAAACAUAUUAUUUAGUGCCUUACCUGGUUGUGCGUGACGUGUGUGAACCUUUUACCGAAAGUCGCGUACAUAGUUAGGCUCUAGGAUGGACUUCAUAGUUAACUUGUUUUUUCCUAAGAAAUCUGUAGAUUAUAACAAGAAUGACGUUUUGGGCACUGGCAUUUCUGGUCAAGUUUUCUCAGGCACUUUUAAUGGGGAAAAGGUCGCUGUUAAGAGGAUUUUGAAAAAUGUGGGCAACAAUUUGGACGAAGCUGCUCAGAAAAAGGAAGAGGACACCAUGAAAAUUCUGGACCAUCAAAACGUUCUCAAACUCAUUGACGUUCAGAAUGACGAUAAUUUCAAGUAUUUGAUUUUGGAAUUCUGCGUCGGUACACUUUUCGAUUACGUCAAAGGAGACUAUAAGGGCGAAAUUCCUUCCGAGAUCGACGGAAUGAUUCAAAUGGCUAGCGGAUUACUUUACAUCCAUUCCAAUCGUUUUGUCCAUCGAGACAUAAAACCAGGAAACGUAUUGAUUUCUCCAAAGUUCAUUUUGAAAAUAUCGGAUUUUGGAUUCAGCCGGGGAGUCACAGGCUCCGGAAGUUUUUCUAUGUCCAGUGGACCAAAAGGCACACGAGUCUAUUACUCCCCAGAAUUCCUUUCGACGGAGGAGAAAACAAAAAAAGAGAAAGAACAAAUCCGCGUUAACGUCUCGAUCGACAUCUUUUCACUGGGAUGUCUCUUUUUCAAUUACCUUACGAUGGGCGGUCAUCCGUUUGCCAAUGGAGGGCCUCCCAAUGAAGUUCUCACUCCCACUAAUAUUCAAAACGAUGAAAAGAUCCUCAAUGGCACGAUGGGUUUACAGGAGAAUCAUUAUGCAUAUGCCAUGAUUGACGGGAUGACUGAAAAAGAUCCCAGUAACCGUUGGAAAUUAGAACAAGCCCUAGAAACCCUUAAUGAUGAAGCUAAAAGAAUUAGAACGGAAUAAAAUUCAAUUACAAUUUCUGUUUUAAGAUGUGCAUUUGCUAGUUGUUUAUUCGGUUAGGAAAAAAAUCUUAUCUUAAAAGAGAAAGAACACUGGCAGGCAAGAGGAUAUCUGCAUCGCAACACGAAAUGAUAUCACGUUUUGUUGUUGUUUAUAUUACAGCUUACAUGAUUACGUGUGUGUGUGGGCUAUAAGACGUUUUUGCUUUCAAAUAAAGUACAUCAGGCAAGA
This is a messenger RNA of Daphnia magna, 1267 nucleotides long. Its product is annotated as serine/threonine-protein kinase/endoribonuclease ire-1. Gene Ontology annotation, biological process: intrinsic apoptotic signaling pathway in response to endoplasmic reticulum stress; IRE1-mediated unfolded protein response; protein phosphorylation. The transcript has 4 exons. The record is from RefSeq and is a predicted model, not a curated record. Bases 161 to 1039 code for a protein of 292 amino acids. Gene Ontology annotation, molecular function: RNA endonuclease activity; ATP binding; protein serine/threonine kinase activity. NCBI's taxonomy places the organism in Eukaryota, Metazoa, Arthropoda, Branchiopoda, Diplostraca, Daphniidae. Gene Ontology annotation, cellular component: IRE1-TRAF2-ASK1 complex.